AUGGUAUCAGAUCCAUGCUACUUCCUCCAUUUCAUGGCUUUCUUCUCCUACCUUCCAAUCCAUAGCUCCGCCGCACCAUACAUUUCUCAUCGACUCUUCGACAGAGAAGUUCAAGCCUUUCUAGCAUUCCUCAUGUUUUCAGCCAUAAAGAUGGUUAGGGAGGAAACGUGGGAGGCCUUCGUUGCAGAUAGCUUACUCUAUGCUAAGAUCUUUCUCAUUGCGGUUUCGUUGGUUAUGGAUUCUCGAGUUGCGAUCUGGUUCUCUGUUAUAUUUGCAGUUGUGUAUCUUUUAGCUCAACAGCCAGCGUUUAGCAAGUUAGGAACUACGGGAAGCUACACCUAUGCAGUUGGAGGAUUUGCUAUCAGAUGGUACCACAACUAA
This is a messenger RNA of Eruca vesicaria subsp. sativa (arugula), 381 nucleotides long. The record is from the annotation of a GenBank genome assembly. Lineage: Eukaryota; Viridiplantae; Streptophyta; Magnoliopsida; Brassicales; Brassicaceae.